Molecule: messenger RNA, 288 nt
Organism: Daldinia childiae
Lineage: Eukaryota; Fungi; Ascomycota; Sordariomycetes; Xylariales; Hypoxylaceae
Product: NADH-ubiquinone oxidoreductase 10.5 kDa subunit
Exons: 4
Coding region: 1-288 (95 amino acids)
Source: RefSeq, a predicted model, not a curated record
AUGUCGGGCAAGUAUGCUUUUACGAAGGCCCUGAAGGAGGUUCGCUUCUUGUUCUGCCAUACUGGAGAGGGUAGUGCUGCGACGAGGACAUUCUUGAACCGAGCAUACCCCACGAUGAAGAAGAACAAUCCAUUCACACCUAUCCUCAUACGAGAAGCUUCCGGCACCUUACCCAAGGUCUAUGCGAGAUAUGAGUUUGGAAAGGAGAAGAGUCAGUCAUUAGAAGGACUCACGGAUAAACAAAUCGAAGACACGGUUGCACAAUUAGUCAGAAGCGAGACUGCAUAA